This is a messenger RNA of Pseudophryne corroboree (corroboree frog), 537 nucleotides long. Its product is annotated as oocyte zinc finger protein XlCOF29-like. Lineage: Eukaryota; Metazoa; Chordata; Amphibia; Anura; Myobatrachidae. The record is from RefSeq and is a predicted model, not a curated record. Bases 1 to 537 code for a protein of 178 amino acids. The transcript has 4 exons.
AUGACUGGGGAGGUGAGGGGAUCUGGCAGUAUUUAUAGUGAUAUUGAUGCCUUCCCCAUUUUGCAGGAUUGCACAGUAGUGAAGAAGACAUUCAAUGAGUGUGAGACACCCAGCAGCCGUCCCUGUUUGUCAGAAGGACUAAGCAGAACCCAGAGCCCCAUUACGGUGCCUCCACCUCACUCACUGAUACAUGAGAGACACAGUGACCAGAAGAUCCUGGAACUCACCAACAAGAUCAUUCAGCUGCUGACUGGAGAGGAGGGGGAGUAUAUAGAGGAACGCAGAGGUCAGUACAAGGACGUGAUGAUGGAGAAUCACUGGCCCCUCACAUCACUGGAUGGGCCCAGUAACAGAGAUACCCCAGAGAGAUGUCCCCGUCCUCUGUAUUCCCAGGAUUGUACAGAGGAGAAUCACAGGAUCCCACAGGAGGAUCAGAGAAGUCACACAGGUGAGAAGCCGUAUUCCUGUUCUGAGUGUGGGAAAUGUUUUGCAUUCAAAUCACAUUUUGAUAUUCAUCAAAAAAACUCACACAGAUGA